This is a messenger RNA of Carassius auratus (goldfish), 705 nucleotides long. Its product is annotated as EF-hand domain-containing protein D1-like. The transcript is spliced from 4 exons. Lineage: Eukaryota; Metazoa; Chordata; Actinopteri; Cypriniformes; Cyprinidae. Gene Ontology annotation, molecular function: calcium ion binding. The coding region runs from base 1 to 705 and encodes 234 amino acids. The record is from RefSeq and is a predicted model, not a curated record.
AUGUCAUCCGAGGAGCUCGCACGGAGGCUGCAGCGUGGGCUGGACGCCGAGCAGCGUGACCCCAAACCCGGCUCACAGGAGCAGACAGGAGCAGACGAGGAGCAGCCGCUGCCGGAGAGACACAGCACUGCCGUGAACGGUGACGCCAGCUCUGAACUGACGGAGAAACUCAUCCGCAGACUGGACAUCCAUGACAGCACGGCGAAACCCAAACAGAUGAAGGUUUUCAACCCAUACUCCGAGUUUAAAGAGUUCUCACGCAAACAGAUCAAAGACAUGGAGAAAAUGUUCAAGAGAUUUGACUCUGGUAAAGACAGCUUCAUUGAUCUGAUGGAACUGAAGCUGAUGAUGGAGAAACUUGGAGCUCCACAGACUCAUCUGGGCUUGAAGAACAUGAUCCAGGAGGUGGAUGAAGAUUUUGACGGCAAACUCAGUUACAGGGAGUUCCUGCUGAUCUUCCGGAGGGCCGCAGCAGGUGAGCUGCAGGAGGAGAGCGGACUGAUGGCUCUGGCUCGACUUUCAGAGAUCGAUGUCUCGACAGAAGGGGUUCUUGGAGUGAGAGACUUCUUUGAGACAAAGGUUCAGGCUCUGUCUGUGCUCAGUAAGUUUGAGGCAGAGAUACGAGAGGAAGAGAAGAAGAUGGAACUGGAAAGAAAACAACGGCGUGCUGCAUUUAAAGAGCUGCAGUCCACAUUCUGCUCCUAA